GUAUGUUAAAAACAAGAAACAAAAUAUUUUUGCGAGUGAAGAUCUGAUCGCGAUGAAAGCGAUAGAUCUUUUAGCGGAAAGUAUUAUCAAAAUUGAAGAGAUCAAAGAAGAGCCAGUGGACAACAAAGAAAACUAUUGCUGGAAUUCCAUUGUUAUCCUCAACCCCAUAAUGAGAUAUGUAAUGAAUGAGGAGUUGGAGCCUCCACUUGCUGUGUUUGUUCAGCCAGUGGAGGACCAAGGAGGAGCUUGUAUUGAAAAAACAAAGGAUCCUCUUGCGGCGUGUUGUGAAGGUGCUUCUGUUGCAACAAUGAAACCAGAAACUGUUCCAUGUUCCCCAGUGAAGCUGCCAGCCCUGUUACCGUCGAGGAUUCGCCGCAGCAGACGACGUUAGCAACGGUCGGCGCGUAACGGCUGGGAGGAGAAGACAACCGAACGCCCAGUUCGACGUUUCUUCGACACCGCGCGCGCUGUUCCGGAAGGGCCUGGCAAAGAGCAACGGACGAUUCCGCGAACAGGCGCGUCUUCUGCCGCUCCAACCGGUAACUCACACCAGACUGCAACCGCUGGCGCAAACAACCUGAGUGCCUUCGGACGCCGGACCCCGACCGAACCACAAAGAACCCCCUUCCAAGCCCCCCUCAUGAUGCCUCACCCGGCAAGGACCAUCGGCUCCCCUUUAAUUACCGCCCCAUUAGCCUUCUCCCUAUCCUCAGUAAAUUUUUUGAAAAAAUCCUUCUCUCCAUUACACCCAUCCUAGAACGAAUCAUUAGCAUUUCCCAAUUUGGCUUCCGAGAGGGUCGCUCUGCCGCUCUGCAAACCCUCAACCUAUUCUUAGCAAUAGCCGCCCCCCUCGAAGACCGAAAAUAAAUCCCUACCGCCCUAACAGACCUAACCCUAGCCUACGACUCCGUCUUUCACCAUAUCUACUGAUGAAAAUUUGCCCAUUUCUUCCAAACCACAUUCUUUCACCGCUCGAGAGUUACUUUCACAAACGUUCCUUCCACAUCCGUCACCUUUCCACAACCUCACCCAAUUACCCUAUCCCAGCCGGCGUCCCACAAGGAGCCGUGCCUUCACCCAUCCUUUUCUCCAUUUACGUCAAUGACAUCCCACCCACUCCUGGAGUACAAAUCUUCCUCUAUGCCGAUGACUGCCCUCCUUAUAUGUUUCCGCUCCUUAACCCGAUCUCUCUACAAACUGCAACAGGCAAUACUCAUUCAAGCUCUGGGUUCCCCAAACAACAUAACCCAUCCAAAUCCCAAGCAAUUCUCUUCUUCAAUAAAAGACAACCUUCCAAUCCUUCUAUCACCUAACCUUCUCCCAACGUCUCUGGUCCAACCCCAUUCUCGAAAUAACUAUCAAAACUAAUCGAAUCACAGCAGCACUAAAUCCUAUCCUUACACAAUUACCCUCUUAGCCAGAAAGAAAAUCCAAACCUACGACUGCUACAUCCGUCCUAUGCUAUCCCACGCCCACCCCACUGCGCCCUGGUGCGCCACCUCCCAAAGAAAUCGAAUAAAAAUAAUCCAAGCGAAAA
Gryllus bimaculatus (two-spotted cricket) is the source of this 1537-nucleotide messenger RNA. Lineage: Eukaryota; Metazoa; Arthropoda; Insecta; Orthoptera; Gryllidae. The record is from the annotation of a GenBank genome assembly.